This is a messenger RNA of Apis cerana (Asiatic honeybee), 4455 nucleotides long. RefSeq names its product Fanconi anemia complementation group D2 (gene Fancd2). Lineage: Eukaryota; Metazoa; Arthropoda; Insecta; Hymenoptera; Apidae. Gene Ontology annotation, cellular component: condensed chromosome; nucleus. The record is from RefSeq and is a predicted model, not a curated record. Gene Ontology annotation, molecular function: DNA polymerase binding. Gene Ontology annotation, biological process: interstrand cross-link repair; homologous chromosome pairing at meiosis; mitotic intra-S DNA damage checkpoint signaling.
UAUAUAAAUGUUUAAAUUUCAUACUUCGUUAUUUUCUCGCGCAAAAGAACGUAUGAUUGUACGUAUGGUUAUGAUAGAUAAUGGAUAAAAGAAAAUUAAAAUUUAAAAGUUUACAUAAAAAUUUAAUAAGUAGUCAAGUAUCUUCAACAAGUGAUAUAUAUGAAACCAGAUCUUUAAUUGAACCAAAAAAUAAUAGUACAUUAUUAGCCGGAAAAGUUUUUUCAACACAAAAUGAAAACAAAUCAUCAAAUGACGAUAUAUUUUUACAUGAAAUACAUAAGAAAAAAUUAAAUGAAAAAUCACGUAAACGAAAAUCGUCAAAUCAUAAUACAUCAAAAUAUGAUAGUGACGAUGAUUUAGGUUUUCCUUUGGCAGAAUCUACAAUUUUAAAGAAAAGACGAGAUGAUUGUAGCACUAUACGAAAUGAAUAUGAAACUAAUAAACAUACAAAUUUAUCAAAUGUUUCAAUCAUAUUGGAAAAAAAUGUUAAUACAAAUUCUACUAUAAAUUGUAAAUUUAUUGAAUUUUUGUAUGAAUCAGGCAUCAAAUUAAAUUCAGAUGCUCCACAUAUACUUUGUAAAGAUGUCAUAAUAGUUCAAAAAAAUAUGAAAGAAUUACUUAAUUUAAAAAAGUAUAAAAAAAUUGAAUUAAUUACUCUAAUGGAAAAAUAUUUUGAAAAUGAACAAAAUUUUAAAAAUGCUUUAAUUGAUAUGGAAUUAUUUAUUGAUGGUGAAAUAUCAAAUAUCUUAUAUAGUUCAUCUCUUAUAAAAAUUUUAUUACAAGUUUCAGAAUUACAUCCAGAAAUAUAUAACAGUCUUUUAUCAAAACUUAAUGAAGCUGUCCUUAUAGCAGAUUCUAAUGAAUCAGUAUCUUGGGCUUUUCCAUUAUUACAACAGUUUCGUUUUCUAGAUGUUAUAACUAAUUCUGAUGCUUUUAUUAGCAACAUAGAACAACUUUUAGAAUCAUGUCCUUCAUGGUUUCAAAGUGAACUCAUUAUGUUCUUACCUGAUAUUAUAAUUGAUAAGCAACAUCAAACUAUUGCUGAAAUUUUAAAUAGAAUUUUGGAAGAGAAUUCUGAAUUAAUAAGUUUAAUAUUGAAUUGUAUGACUAAUUUAAAUCUUGGAAAAGAAUAUUUAAAUGAAUAUAAGGAAAAAACACUAAAUUUAUUGAAAACAAAUAUUAAAGUAAAUGCAAUAUCAGCUAUUAUAAAAUUUGUUUUAGAAGAUUAUACAAAUUUAGAAAUUUUUGAAAAAACAUUAAAAAUAUUACGUGAUAUUGAUAUACAACCACUUAUUGGAGAAAAAAUUGAAGAAUGUUAUCAAAAUCAAUUAGAUAUUGUUAAUACAUUAAAAAUGAAUAUGCUUCUUUCAAAAAAUAUAGUAAAUACAACUGUAAUAGUUAUAAAGAAUAUUAUUAAAGAUCCAAAGCCAUUAGAUAUUAUUCUUCUUCUUCUUAUAUAUUUAAUGGCAGAAACAAAAAAAAAAACUGUUGAAACUAUAUUUAAACAACAUAUACGAUCUGGAUUUUAUAGAACAAGUUUAUUAAAUUUGUUAUAUAAUAAUUAUAAACAAAUUGUACAAGAGUUACAACCAAUUGCAUUACAAAUAUCGAGCAAUUUGUUAAAGACAGAUGAACGUGUAUAUGUUGAUUUUUCCAUUGAUUGGUUGCGUUUACAAUUUAAAUGUCAUAAAGAAAAUGUGUUCAAACAACGAGAGAUAUUAGAAAGAAUUAUAUUUCUUAUGGGAGAUAGUGAUCAAACAAUUAAAAAUACUUUAACAUUUCUUUGCAAAAUGGUUACAAAAGAAGAAGAUAGACAGUUUUUAACACCACAUUGCAAUCAUCUUCGUAUUUUACUCGAAAAAAUGGAUAAUUUAAAUUUAAAAGAAGUUGGUACAUUAAAUGAUUUAUUGCAACAUUUAUGUACAAACUCUAAUUCUAUAACUGAUUCUUUACGUGAUGACUUAUUUAUUUUGCUGCAAAAACAAUUAUCUAAUUUCAAACCACUCACAAAAUCUAAAGGUGUUUUAGGGGCAGUAAUGGCAAUAAAACAUUUAAUGCAAAAAACAGAAUCUGAUGGAGCUUAUAAUUUAUUUAAAACAGUAUUAAAUAAUGUAAAAAAUUGUUCAAGAUCCCAAGCUUUAUUUUAUGAUCAAUUGACUUAUGUUAUUUUACAAACACAAAAUAUUAAUAAAAAAUUUAUAAAAAGACUUACAGAUCAUAUUGAAGAGGAAUUUAUUAAUAAAAAUAUGAUUGAUAAAACAAAUUACAGAGGAGAUUUAGUACCUAAAUUUGGAUUAAAUAAAUCAGAAGAUGAACCACAAAAAUGUGUUUUAACUUUUGAAGAUAAAAAAUACGGAGCAAUUGUACCAAUUUCUUUUAAACUUCUUAGAACUUGUUAUAUCAGACUUAAUGAAAAUGAAGAUUUGAGUGCCAUAGAUUCUCUCUUAGGAUGUGCAAUAUUAAUGCCAGAUCUUGAAAUAACAGAAAAUUUCGUAAUAGAUUUAGUAAUAUGUUGUAUUAAUUGGUUUCGUGAAGUAAUCAAUGGUUUUGUCACACAAAAAGAUUCUUUGUUACAAAAACAAGUAUUACAACGAUUAGAUAAUUUAAUAGCCUUACAAAGUGAAUUGAAUACAUUAUUUUCUUUAUGUGAUAUAAAAUAUCAACCACCUCCAUGUUAUUUUUAUCAAUUUCCAUUACCACCAUUUAUAAGAAUAGAUAAAAAAAUUGGCAAAAAAGGAAAAAAAGGAAAAAAAAAAGUUAAAGAAAAAUGUCUUAGCCUUAAAGAUUGGGAAUUAGGUUCUCUGAUAUGUUCUAAAAAUCCAAUUUAUUUUAGAAAGUUUGAUGCAACGAUAGUAUAUUUGUUAGAUUUAAAAAUGGAAAUGGAUACAUCACAAUCUAUUGAACACAAUAUAUCUGUAAAACAAGUAUGUUUUAUUGUUCAAGAACUUCUUGGGAUCUUUGAGCAUGAUGCUAAUGAAAAAUUUAUAAAGGAUUUAAUUGAAUUAUUACCAAAAAUUUGUACAAAAUUACGAGAUAUUGUGGAUAUUUUGAGAGAACAGAAUGAUUAUCAAAGCAAAGAAGCUGUUCGAUUAUUAUUAUGUCUUUUAACAAAAAUUUUUAAUUGGAAAGGAUUUGAAAGUGUUACUUAUAACAUAUUAUUACGAGAUGGUUUACGAAUUUUAGCAAGUCAAGUUGAUGAAAACAAUAUUACAUUAAAGUCUUGCAAAGAACUUGUUACAGAAUCUUGUAAAUAUUUCGAAUCUUUAUGUGAUAUAACUACACAAAUAUCAUUAUCAAUUUCAUUAAUUAAUAUGUGCCAAUCAUUAAUGAAACAUUCUGAAUCUUAUACUAAUCAAAAUAAAGAAAAAUAUGCAAAAAUGGCAUUUGGGUUUUUAUGUCUUCAAUGGCCAGAAGAUAAUCAUACUAGUAUUCAAUAUAAAUCAGCUGUAAUUGAAUUAUUAAAUAAUUGGAUUAAUAAUGAACCACUCCCAUUACAAACAGUUACUACAAUUUUGGAUUGGUUACCAAACGAAAUUUCAAAGUUGGAAAAAGCUCAAAAUAAUUUAAAUAGAAUACCCUCAAUUACAAGAAGUAAUUUUCAUUUUUUAUUUAAAAAAAUGUUUGAUGGAUUAAUUAAUGGUAUAAAAAUAGCAUUGCCAAUAACUGAAAGAGAUUCUAAAAGAAUAGAAAUAUGGUAUGAAGUUGCAGAAAACGUGCAAAAGCUAGUUCAAAUAUGUAAAACAUUAACAACUAAAAAUAAUAUAUUGAUAUUUUUAAAAAAUAUGCCUAUUUUGCUAAAGUUUUUUUUAAAUCUUGGAAUGCCAAUUUUAGAACAUAAUUUAAAAUACCAAACAGAAGAUGUAACUAAAAUAUUGAAAAUGAUGCAAGGAGGUACACGAUAUUUACACACAAUUUGUUGUGAUAGUGCAGAAAAAAAAGAUCUUACAUUAACAAAAUAUAUUCCUGUAGCAAAAUCUAUAUUAGAAAGAUUGAUUUACAGUGUAAAAGGAAUGUUAGUUCUUAAUAAUAGUCCAACUGCAUUUUGGAUGGGUAAUCUGGUUAAUAAAAAUUUAGAAGGUCAAGAAAUUUUUUCUCAGAAUUUAUCAUCUGAAGAAAGUUCUGUACCAAAUUCUAAUAUAAUUGAUGAUGCAACUAAUAUGUCAUCAGAUAUAUUAGAGAGUGAUUCUAAUGAUGAUCUUCCUGAUGAAGAUAAUGUAUCAUAAUUUUUUUUCUUUAUAAUAUAAAAUAAAUAUAUAAUAUAUAAUAUAUAAUAAAUAUAUAAAAUAAUAUAAAAAAAAUUGUACUAAAUAUAUGAAUUUUAUAAAAUAAUAUUUUUAAACAUAUAUUUUAAAUUUUUUAUGAAAAAUUUAUAUUUUUUUAUACAACUCUAAAAAUUUAUACACAUUAUAUUAAAUAUAAUAAUAUAAUUAAAUAAAUACUUGUGUAUAAAUACUA